This is a messenger RNA of Wyeomyia smithii (pitcher-plant mosquito), 2422 nucleotides long. RefSeq names its product protein SDA1 homolog (gene Mys45A). The transcript is spliced from 3 exons. The coding region runs from base 136 to 2382 and encodes 748 amino acids. The record is from RefSeq and is a predicted model, not a curated record. Gene Ontology annotation, biological process: ribosomal large subunit export from nucleus; ribosomal large subunit biogenesis. Gene Ontology annotation, cellular component: nucleolus. Lineage: Eukaryota; Metazoa; Arthropoda; Insecta; Diptera; Culicidae.
AUUUAUCAAUGUGUCAAAAGCCGUCCGCAUGUUCGCAAAAUUUCUUUUCGAUUGCUCUUGCUUCUACAAAUAGUUUGUAGGUACUACAAUAAAUUUGUUUGUUAAGUUUGCUGCUCCAGUUGAUAUUGUGUAAAAAUGGUGAGACAUAAUAAUCAGUUGCCGGACAACCUUCCGCAACUACAAAACUUGAUAAAGCGUGAUCCGGAAUCAUACCGGGAAGAGUUUCUUCAGCAAUAUCAACAUUUUUUGAGUGUACUGGAGAUCUUUCGUUUAGAACCCGACAAGGAAAGCAAAGAUCUCUGUGAAUCUAUUAUGUUUUUGGCGCAGGUGGCUCAGUGCUACGUUGAAGAAUUAAAAACGUUUCCCCAAACUAUAGUAGAUGUUUUGAAAACACACUCUACAACGUUAGAUCCGGAAAUGAGAAAUACCUUUUGUCGGGCACUUAUAUUGUUACGCAACAAAAAUUUAAUAUCACCGCUUGAUUUAUUGGAAUUAUUUUUCCAAUUAUUGCGCUGUCCAGAUAAAGCACUAAGAGUGUUUUUAGAAAAUCACAUUAUCACCGACAUAAAAAAUAUGAAUGCCAAGCACAAGGACAUGAAAUUAAAUUCAACACUUCAAAAUUUCAUGUUUACGAUGCUGAAAGAUGCCAAUCCUAAAGCCGCCAAAAUGUCUGUCGAUAUAAUGGUCGAGUUAUAUAGGAAACGAAUAUGGAACGAUGCUAAAACGGUUAAUGUAAUCGCAACAGUUGGAUGUUUCUCGAAAGUAACCAAAGUGAUGGUGGCUUCAUUGAAAUUUUUCCUUGGAACCGAUGAACAGAACGAAAAAGACUCGGACGUUGAUAGCGAUAAGGAAGUUGAUUUGAAGGGUAUAAUGAUGGUGAACCGGAUUAACAAGAAAACCAAAAAACGUAAAAAGCAGCUCGAAGCAGCGAAAAAAUUGUACAAUCAAGCACAGAAGAAGAAAACCAAGGCAGUUCCGUUCAAUUUUUCUGCAAUUCAUUUGAUCCAUAAUCCGCAGGGAAUGGCUGAAAAUCUGUUCAAACAGCUGCAGAACGGCAACGAACGUUUUGAAGUAAAACUAAUGCAUUUGGAUGUAAUUUCUCGAUUAAUCGGAAUACAUGAGCUGUUUUUGUUCAGCUUUUAUCCUUAUAUUACAAGAUUUAUUCAGCCCCAUCAGAGACAGGUUACAAGAAUUCUACAAUUUGCUGCUCAAGCCUCACACGAGUUGGUUCCUCCUGAUUUGAUAGAAUCGGUCAUCAAAACUUUAGUAAACAACUUCGUAACAGAGCGCAAUUCAAGUGAUGUAAUGGCAAUCGGAUUAAACGCCGCCAGAGAGAUUUGUAUUCGCUGUCCACUUGCAAUGAAUGAGGAUCUACUUCGUGAUCUCACUAUGUACAAAAAUUAUAAAGAAAAAUCAGUUAUGAUGGCUGCGAAAUCAUUGAUUCUGCUAUACCGAGAGAAAAUUCCAACACUUCUUGCUAAAAAGGACCGUGGACGGCCAACGGAAGCUAGCGUCGAAAUUAAAGCAAAGAAAUACGGUGAAGUUCACGCUCUUGACCAUAUUCCUGGCACAGAAGCACUCUUAGAGGCUGCACCGGAACUUGAGAUAAACGAAAACGAUAGUGAAUCAUCUGAUUCAGAAGAUGGAUGGGUAGAUGUUGAGAGUGAUGAUAACGUCGAUGAAGAGGAGAACAAAACAAUCACUACAGUUAAGAAAUCUCCGUCGGAGGUUGAUCACUCCAACGACGAAGAAGAGUCAGAUAGUGAUGAUGGUGAUAAUAGUCAAGAUGAAUGGGUCACCGACUCUGAAGCAGAAAGUGAAAAUUUGGAAGGUGAAAAAACAGAAACUGACCGACCACCGGAAAUCAAAAAAACAUCUAAAACAAAGAAAGCCAAAUCGGAUAAAAAUAUUGCAGUACCGGCUGAGCAAGUCGAGAAAAUUUCAUCUGACGUAAAUACGUUAACCUCUAAAGAAGCUGUUCAGGAGCUGGCGCUGACCAAAUUGUUUACCGACGCCGAUUUUGCGCGAAUCGAGCAAGAGCAAAUUAAAAAGAAAAUGACGCAUAACAAUCGAAAGCGUCAGUUGGAAAAGGAAAAAAGCGAGUUUGUCAAGCUGGAUGAUAUUGAGAUGAUCUAUAAGAAGCGUAAGACGGACAAGGAGGCUCGUAUCGAAAGUAUGCAAAAAGGUCGUGAAGGACGGGAGAAAUUUGGCUACAAGGACAACAGGCAUGAUCCGUAUUGCUCGAAAACCAACCGGGAGAAGCGUAAAACUAAGAAUUUCAAUAUGAUUCGUCACAAGGCACGCGGUAAAGUUAAGAAGUCGUUCCGCGAUAAGCAACUAACGCUGCGAAAGCAUUUGUUGAACAUGAAAAAAAUGAAGUAAUAGGUAUUUAAAUAAAGCGUUUUUUCGAUAAGAAAAGGUU